Culex pipiens pallens (northern house mosquito) is the source of this 1801-nucleotide messenger RNA. Its product is annotated as apyrase-like. NCBI's taxonomy places the organism in Eukaryota, Metazoa, Arthropoda, Insecta, Diptera, Culicidae. Gene Ontology annotation, molecular function: 5'-nucleotidase activity. Gene Ontology annotation, biological process: AMP catabolic process. The record is from RefSeq and is a predicted model, not a curated record. Gene Ontology annotation, cellular component: plasma membrane. The coding region runs from base 18 to 1775 and encodes 585 amino acids. The transcript is spliced from 2 exons.
GCCCAAAAUCGUAGCAAAUGUGGGGUGAAACCUCUUCAAAUUUGCCUGAUUAUCGCCAUCCGCCGGCCGAGGUCGUAAAGCCCCGCAAUUUAGACAGAUUGGACACCAUUCCGAGACGGAGACAACGGCGGGCCAAUCAGUUUACAACUGCACUCGUCCGAAAUACGAUGUCUGUUGGACAAAUUGUUCUCGUUUUGACUGCUGUGGCGGUAUCGUACGGGUUCAGCCAGGAGUUGUUCCCACUAUCGAUCAUCCACGUGAACGAUUUCCACGCGCGAUUCGACGAGACCAACUACGCCGGGACCGUUUGCAACCCGGAGGUCGGCGAUGUCUGCAUCGGUGGUUAUGCACGCACCGUAACGGCCGUCAAGGAGCUGUUGGCGACGAGGGAGAAUGCGAUCUUCCUGAAUGCUGGCGAUAACUUUCAGGGAACGCUGUGGUACAAUCUGUAUCGGUGGAAUGUGACUUCCAGGUUUCUGAACAUGCUGCCGGCGGAUGCCAUGACCAUCGGUAACCAUGAAUUCGACAACGGAGUUGCUGGCGUUGUCCCAUUCUUGGAAACGAUCAACUCGACGAUUUUGCUGUGCAACGUGGACAGUAGCGACGAACCGGAGUUUGUGAAGUACGAAAAAUCGAUGCGCAUUGAGCGUGGCGGGAAAACGAUCGGGAUUAUUGGGGUUAUUCUGCAGAGCACUUCGAGCAUAUCAAGUUCUGGAAAGCUUCGUUUCCUCGACGAACCGUCAAGUGUUAAGGCUGAAGCUCAGAAGUUGAAAGACGAAGGGAUUGACAUCAUCAUUGUGCUUUCGCACUGUGGAGUUGAUGUUGACAAGAGGAUAGCAGCCGAAGGGGGAGAGAACAUUGACAUCAUCGUUGGAGGACAUUCGCACUCGUUUCUGUACAGUGGAGAUAACCCGGGUAUUCCGGGAACGAUACAUGGAGACUAUCCAACGGUGGUGACACAACAAGGAGGUCACAGGGUUUUGAUUGUCCAGGCAGCCGCGUACACAAAACUUGUAGGGGAUAUUGUGAUGUACUUUGACGAUCAAGGGAUAAUUCAACGAUGGGAUGGUAAUCCGUACUACCUUGGUCCAGAAGUUAUACCUGAUCGAGAGAUUCACGAAGCGCUGAUUCCAUGGAAGCAGUCAGUUGAUGAGCUAGGUAAUCGCAUCGUUGGAGCAACUUUGACAGAUCUCCCUCAAAGUGGGUGCAACUUUAGGGAAUGUGCGCUGGGAAACCUCAUCUCGGACGCAUACGUAGAUUCGUGCACAUACUUGGCGGAACCAGGCCAUUGGACGUACGCAGCGAUCGGACUCUCAAACACAGGUGGUAUAAGAGUCAGCUUGGCUAAAGGAGAGCUCACAUACAAAGGACUCAUCGAAGUUAUCCCGUUUGAAAAUACUGUUGAUAUAGUGGAAUUGCGAGGAGAUCGUCUGCUCCAGGUCCUCGAACACGGGGCAUCCAACUCCAACAUCCAGAUAUCCGGACUGCAAGUAGUGUACAAUAUGACGGAACCACGCGGAUCCCGAGUUCAAUCGGUCAAUGUUCGCUGCAGUGAUUGCUUGGUUCCUCGAUAUGAUCCGCUGGAUCCCUUCAAAUACUACCGCGUGGCGGCCAACUCUCAUAUGACUGGAGGUGGCGGAGGGUACACAAUGUUUGAGGACUUUGGCCGGAACAAGGUGGUGGCCGAUGUGGACAUCAAUGCACUGGAACGGUUCGUGCAGAAGCGAUCUCCUUUGCUGUACGGGUUAGAGGGUCGAGUCACUGUUGUUUACUGAUGUGGGAAUAAACGUACUUGUAAAGA